CUUCCUAAAGAAGUACUUCCGGCCAGAGCCGGAAGCCUCGCUUCGGGCCGGCGCGUGUGAGGGGCGCGCCUCCGACCACCUGGGCUAGCCGCGGGCAGGUGAGCUUCGGAGGGGCUGCGGGGCUGCCGGAGCUGCAGGAGCCAAGAUUGUAUUUAUUUAUUCAUGAAAGACACAGAGAGAGAGGCAGAGGCACCGGCAGAGGGAGAAGCAGGCUCCACACAGGAAGCCUGAUGUUGGACUUGAUCCUGGGACUCUGGAAUCACACCCUGAGCCAAAGGCAGACGCUCAACCACUGAGCCACCUAGGCGUCCCUGGAUUGAUAUUUGGAUUAGCUCUUUAUCUCAUAUUUGGAUUCUGGCUAUGUGAUAAUGAAUGACACUUUGACAUCUGAUGUCAUUGGUCGACGAGUUGAAGUUAAUGGAGAACAUGCAACAGUGCGAUUUUCUGGUAUUGUCCCUCCUGUGGCAGGACUCUGGUUAGGAGUAGAAUGGGAUAAUCCUGAGAGAGGAAAGCAUGACGGAAGCCACGACGGGACUGUGUAUUUUAAAUGCAGGCACCCAACAGGAGGAUCCUUUAUUCGUCCAAACAAAGUAAAUUUUGGAGUGGACUUUCUCACUGCAGUUAAGAAUCGCUAUGUGUUAGAAGAUGCGCCUGAGGAAGAUGGGAAAGGGCAAAUUAUUAUAAUUGGAAAUAAACCCGUGGAAACAAUUGGUUUUGACUCUAUUAUAAAACAGCAAAGUCAGCUCAGCAAGUUGCAAGAUAUUUCUCUGAGGAACUGUGCAGUGAAUUGUGCUGGCGACAAAGGAGCAAUUGCCAAAGCAUGUCCUAAUAUCAGAAAGGUAGAUUUGUCACGAAACCUGUUGUCCUCGUGGGAUGAAGUCCUAGAUAUUGCUGAUCAGCUCAAACACCUGGAAGUUCUUAACCUCAGUGAGAAUAAACUCAGCUUUCCUUUGGCUUCGCUGACUCUGACCCGGGCAUUUCCUGCACUGAAGAUUUUAGCCCUUAACCGGACAGGAAUAACGUGGGUGGAGGUGCUCCGGUGUGCCUCUGGAUGGCCAGUUCUUGAGGAGUUGUACCUCGCCUCUAACGACCUUUUCAUUUCAGAAAGGCCGGCUGAUGUUCUGCAGACACUCAAAUUAUUAGACCUUUCCUCUAAUCAGUCAAUUGAUGAAAAUCAGCUGUUUCUAAUAGCAUAUCUGCCCAGAUUAGAACAACUCAUCCUUUCUGAUGUUGGAAUUUCUUCUAUACAUUUUCCGGAUGCUGUAGCUGGGCAGAAAACAUUAAUGUUUCCUUCUUUGCAGUACCUCAUAGUAAAUGACAAUCAGAUAUCACAAUGGUCAUUUAUCAAUGAGCUGGAUAAGCUGCAGAGUCUGCAUGCUCUGUCCUGCACACGAAACCCCCUGAUGCAAGAGGGCAAAGCAGCACAGACCACGCAUCAGUUCAUCAUUGCCAAAAUUGGGCAACUGAAGACUCUGAACAAAUGUGAGAUCCUCCCGGAGGAAAGGCGCGGAGCUGAGUUGGAUUACAGAAAGGCCUUUGGAAAUGAAUGGAAGGCGGCUGGCGGACACCAGGAUCCAGACAGAAACAGACCAAAUGAGGAGUUCGUUGCAGCACAUCCCAGAUACCAGCUGCUCUGCCUCAAAUACGGUGCUCCUGAAGAUGGGGAACUCAAAACACAACAGCCGUUUGUGCUCAAAAACCAGCUUCUAACACUGAAGAUAAAAUAUCCUAAUCAAGUUGAUCAGAAAGUCCUAGAGAAACAACUGCCAGCCUCCAUGACAAUUCAAAAGGUGAAGGGAUUGCUGGCACGUCUUCUCAGAGUUCCUGUGUCAGAACUCCUGCUGUCCUACGAAAGUCCCAAAAUGCCCGGCAGAGAGAUCGGACUAGAAAAUGACCAGCAGUCAUUACAGUUUUAUUCUGUGGAAAGUGGAGACUGUCUAUUGGUGCGAUGGUAACUGGGAGUCACUGGACGUAAAAGACUUAUUGGAACAAUUCUGGCAGAAAAAGAGGUUUUACAGCUUGCCCUAAGUACAGAAGAGGUGAUAUUUUUCAUUGGAAACAGACCAUUUCUAGGCUUGUAUAUAACAGCAGUAAUAAAGGCUUUGCACCUACUAA
Messenger RNA from Canis lupus familiaris (dog), 2115 nucleotides. It is a transcript of the gene TBCE, whose product is annotated as tubulin folding cofactor E. Gene Ontology annotation, biological process: protein folding. The coding region runs from base 369 to 1955 and encodes 528 amino acids. The transcript has 18 exons. Lineage: Eukaryota; Metazoa; Chordata; Mammalia; Carnivora; Canidae. Gene Ontology annotation, molecular function: alpha-tubulin binding. The record is from RefSeq and is a predicted model, not a curated record.